UCAAAUUGUACAAUUUCAUCAAAUGAUUUAUGAGAAGUGGAAUUUCAAGAAAUUAUUGGAAUUAGAAAAUGCUAACUAUAAACAAAAUGAAGAAUCUUUAGAAUCGAAAGAGAAUAUAUCAGCAACGGUAGCGCAUCGUAGAUCGCGUCGCUAUAAAUAUAAGCGAACUUCGGUAACGAUUUUCCAUAAAAUGCCUAGUCAAAAAGAUGUGUCAGAAAUAAGACAAACACCAAACUUCGUUUCGAUUAACAAUAAGGAAUUUACUAAUGAAAAAGAGGAUUUGAAUAAACUAGAUGACAUUAAUCUUUCUCCUAUCAUUGGUGAUACUAAAGUUAUUGAACUUUGGAGCAACUCGACAAACCGCGCAGCAGAUAAAUUACAAAUUGCAACAAACAACGUUUCUUUGGUUGACUGUGAUCAUAUGCAUGGGUUAUUAUUCUAUUUAUAAAAAAUCAAAUUUCGUCAAAUUUAUUGAAUUUAGAGAAUAGUUUGCAACAUAUACUUGUUUGCUUAAAAAAUAAAAUAUAGAUUAGCAAGUCAGCGACAAAAUGAAAAAAAACUAUCCUUUGAAGCUUGGAAAAAUAAGAAAACUAUCACAUAUAAACGAAUACUUAAAAAAAUAGAAACUGAAAAACAGCA
Messenger RNA from Apis dorsata (giant honeybee), 639 nucleotides. RefSeq lists its product as uncharacterized. The transcript has 2 exons. The coding region runs from base 23 to 448 and encodes 141 amino acids. Lineage: Eukaryota; Metazoa; Arthropoda; Insecta; Hymenoptera; Apidae. The record is from RefSeq and is a predicted model, not a curated record.